AUGCUCAAAAAUCCAUUGAACCGUAUUCUCACCCCAUUCGUGCUCGGCGUAAUAUUGGAGCAGAAGAUACGAAGAUGGCGAAGUAAAAAUGUAUGGUAUGGGAGAGUCUUGGAGACCAUUCAACAGAGACCGAUCACCAAGACGAGCACGAAGCCCAACCAGGGAACGACCUCGCAGCCCUCGCCCACGAAGCCCCCUACCCGCCUCGGACAGCUAUGUGCCCGGAAGGUCGCCUCGACGUCGGUCGCGUAG
Parascedosporium putredinis is the source of this 252-nucleotide messenger RNA. The record is from the annotation of a GenBank genome assembly. NCBI's taxonomy places the organism in Eukaryota, Fungi, Ascomycota, Sordariomycetes, Microascales, Microascaceae.